This is a messenger RNA of Pocillopora damicornis (cauliflower coral), 2493 nucleotides long. RefSeq lists its product as uncharacterized. The record is from RefSeq and is a predicted model, not a curated record. Lineage: Eukaryota; Metazoa; Cnidaria; Anthozoa; Scleractinia; Pocilloporidae.
UAUUGAUCGGCGGAAGCAAUAACCUCGCCUUGAGGGUUUCUCGGUAUCCUGUCGCUGCUAUCUACCGAAACCGCAAAACCCUGGGAACGAGGAAGCUCAGAAAACUGUCCCACGAUUCUUUGCAGAGAAGCUAAAUGCAAGAUGGCGAAGGCUAAGGAGGGAACCGCUUCCGGAGUUUCAGACCAUUUGGCUGAUUUUGUCGGUACUGAAAUUAAUUGCCCUGUUUGUUUGGAAGUAUUUGACGAUCCCAAGUGCCUUCCCAACUGUGCGCACAAUGUCUGCGUUACAUGCCUCGGAAACUUAGCCAGACGAACCCGCAGGAAGAGUACGGUGGAGUGUCCUGAAUGUCGCACCAAGUCAACGGUUCCAUUGUCUGGAGUUACCGGUUUCCCCACAAACCACUUGCUUAAACGGCUCGUAGAGAACUCCCCUGAACAUAGGGGAAGGCGUGCAUUUGACAAAGCUCUUGAAUGUUACAGAGAACAAAGGGAAAAGAUCAAGGAAGAGUUCCAAACUCUCACAACCUUUCGAAGGAUUCUUUUUGAAGAGAGCAAGAAGGAAAUGAAAGAUCAAAUAAAAUUGGAAGCUAAACGUGUAAGGAAACUAAUUGACAAAGAAGAGAGAAAGCUAUUGUCUCAAGCAGACGAGAUCUACAAUGAAAAGUCUGACCAAAGUCAGUUUGGAAAGAAACUAGAAGAGGUCAGACAGCUCAAUGCUAAAGUUUUAACCUCCCUGGAAGGUGCUGACAAAGUUAAAGAGGAACGCGACUGGAAGAAAUUUCAGAAAUCAAGAGAGAUCUUUGAAAAACAGUUUCAAGAUAGUCUUAAGACUUUGGAGGCCUCAAUUGAAAACUUGAGCAGUAUGCAGUGGACAGCUACUGCCAAAUUUAAUGCAGGAAAAUUGGACAAAUCUAGCAAAAUCCUGGGGUUAAUUUCUUGUGAUCCAUGUAAAAAAGCUGCUACCGGACCAGCAAUUGCAUUGGGUGAUGAUGAAGUCAUUCGUGUUAUUGACACAGACUUUGUUCCAACAGCAUUAUCUGUUUCUCCACAUACAGGUGAGAUUGCCGUUCUUGAUGCAGAAAACAACUGUGUUCAUAUUUUCACUGCCACUGGAGAUCACCAAAAGCAAUUUGAGAUCAAGUAUGGUGAUCUUAAGGAAAUUACGUAUUCCAAGAAUGAUGACAUUGUGGUUCUGAACCAAGAGAAGAAUCGCCUUUUACACUUUGACAAGGAUGGUGCUUUCAUACACAAGUUUGUCCAGUCUCCCAACAGAUCAGUGAGGUUUCAGAAAGUAACAACAGGUGGGGAUGGGUGUUAUGUGCUUACAACCCUGACUGAUGAUGGACCUGGUGUUGUUGUGUAUGAUUCUGAAAGAUGCCACAAGUUAGCAUUCACAUCAACUCACUUUCAAGGCAACACAUUGGCUGCAGUGCAUCUUAAAGAUAAGUAUUAUGUCACUGACUGCAGCAGCACAAUCAAGAUCUUUGACAAGAAAGGUAAAUUUCUUCAAGAAACAAAGAAUCUCGGUGAUAGUUCCAAAAGUCCCUCUAAGCUCUACUCAGUGGCUGUGGAUGAUGCACAUGACUGCCUUGUCUGUGUUUCUAAGCAGAACAACCAGAACACAAUCCUUGCUGUGAAAACUGAUGGCAGUAUUGUGUCCAAGACUCCUAUAGGUGGUAGUCUCAAUUCUAUUGCAAUGUCCAAAGGAUUUGACAGUUUGGUGGCAACUUUUCAUGAAAAAAAGUGCAUUCAAAUUUUACCCCACAAAGUUUGAGGAGUAUUUUUUUCAAAACCUUUGAAAUUCAAACUCUGCUCAACUCAUCCUCACAGUUAAUGCUGCCUUCCAUCAUUAUUGUACUCCAGUGAUCAGAAAAGCUGAAAUUAUGGAUUUCUUGAACAACUCAGUUUUUACUUCAAUUCUGCUUUACAUUCCACUGCUGUAAAUGGAUCUGUAGAUGGGAAUUAAAUAUAAAGUAAAUAAAGUGGGUAUAAGACUGAAAACCUAUCAAAGAUGAUAUGUUUGGUGGUAAAAUAACUACAGCAACUGUUUAUCACCAGAUUGCUUGACUUAUUGGAAUGGUUGUAUAGAAGAGCUAAUAGUGUUUUUUUUUAGUUAAACUAGAUGUAAAGCAGAGAAAAUUUUCUUUGUUUACAAGAAAAUAUCUCAGCAUAAUUCAACAACUAAACUCUCCUAAUACCUGAAAUUUCAGAUUUACAAAUUGGAAAUAAUAUUAAUCUAAUUUCAAUUUUGUUUAAUUUAUUUUCUGAUAAUAAAAAGUUUGAAUUCCUGAGGGGGAAAUCCACUAACAUGGUACAUAGAAGAGUGUUCUGUAAAUCAAAUUGUAAAUGAAAUUGUUCUAACCUCACAUUAUAUAAAUGCUGCCCUGUGGACAGGUAAUGAGAAUGAAGGAAAUGGUCACUUACUUAAGAUGCUCUUCAUUUUCACUACUGUAUGAAAUGUAAAGAGAACAUUUAAAAGAAUAAGCUCACUGUU